Molecule: messenger RNA, 3071 nt
Organism: Gadus morhua (Atlantic cod)
Lineage: Eukaryota; Metazoa; Chordata; Actinopteri; Gadiformes; Gadidae
Gene: barhl1b
Product: BarH-like homeobox 1b
Exons: 3
Coding region: 889-1854 (321 amino acids)
Biological process (GO): regulation of DNA-templated transcription
Molecular function (GO): DNA binding; DNA-binding transcription factor activity, RNA polymerase II-specific
Source: RefSeq, a predicted model, not a curated record
CUCGUCACAGGGGACUCACGUGGACACGGCGCUUUUUAAAAACCUAGCUCCUGAGUUUUUCCCUCAAGUUCAAUUUUUAGGGGGGGAUUUUCCCAUCACCUCGCAUUCUUGAGUUGCCAGUUGUGACUAUUUAACCCAGUUUACCUCAGCUUUGCCGUGCGCGAUUCUCCCUCUCUCUCCCUCUCUCUCUCUCUCUCUCUCUCUCUCUCUCUCCCCCCUCUCUCUGCACACCGCCUCUCCACCGAGCUCCGCGCUCUCCCUUUCUGCGUCCUACUUUCCCCCCUCAAGAAGACACGAACAGUCGUCUCCCCUUCUGUAGUAGCAGCAGACCACUGGGCUUUCUCCUCCGCCGCUCCGAGGAAUUAACACACAUACCCCCUCUUCUCGUGUCCUCGUGGUUCCGGUCUGAAGACUGUCCACCUGUCCGCCUGUCCAUGGUGCUGAAGCGCAGUCGCCGGCACUCACCUGUGCGCUGUUCCCGCGGUCUCAGCCGUGGUGUGUAGACCCGCUGCUGCCUCAUCACAACUCGCUCAUUGCUUCGCCUUCGCCGAGCCCACAAGCAUCUCGUCGGGUGAGUUCAGUGUACACAUCGAGGAGGAAAGGAAUAGCCGGGCUGAAAACGACCGAAGACACACUCCUCUGAGGUGACGCCGGGUGCCAGAAUCGGCCACCUGCAGAGAAAACCGGAUGCAUGGGACGUCGGUGUGAUAGAAGUUAAUCUGGAAGUGUUUGAAACUGCUGGGAGGCGACACAUAGUUCAGGAUUAUAGAGUUUAGCCGAACGAUCGCACGAUCUGUGGUUUCUUUUCUCGGGGGAUAAACUGCGACCAAAAAAACCCUAAUCUUUUCCUGAAUACCAAUGAUAGUUUAAGGCCUCGAAAACCCGACGAUGGAGGCAUCCGGAAACGGAUCCAGUUUUGGAAUCGACUCGCUGCUUUCCCACCGACCGGGCAGUCCGAUGUCCAAGGGGGGCAGCCUGGUGGGGGACUGCCGCUCGCCGCUCGAGUUCAGCCCGAGGUCGGAUGUGGAGAGCGGCUGCUCAUCUCCUCCGUCGCCCCGGAGGGAAUGCGUGGAGGAAGUAUCGCAGAGACAGGGCCACGGCAUCGGUCUCCCGCAGCACCUGCAGCACGCGCAGAUCUCCGCCGGGUCCCAGCAGCGGACGGUGACGUCGUCCUUCCUCAUCAGAGACAUCCUGGCGGACUGUAAACCUUUGGCCGCCUGCGCGCCCUACUCGAGUAACGGGCAGCCUACCCAGGAGACGGGGAGGCUUGGGUCGAAAAUUGCGGAUGACUUCAUGGAUAAAAUCCACAGCAACUCCUCGUCGGACAGUGAAUAUAAAGUGAAGGAGGAGGGCGACAGGGAGAUCUCGAGCAGCAGGGACAGCUCGCAGGUGCGGCUGAAGAAACCCCGGAAGGCGCGAACGGCGUUCACUGACCACCAGCUCGCCCAGCUCGAGCGCAGCUUCGAGCGACAAAAGUACCUGAGCGUGCAGGACCGCAUGGAGCUCGCGGCCUCCCUCAACCUCACGGACACGCAGGUCAAGACCUGGUACCAGAACCGGAGGACUAAGUGGAAGAGGCAGACGGCGGUUGGACUGGAGUUGUUAGCGGAAGCCGGUAAUUAUUCUGCCCUGCAGCGGAUGUUCCCGUCCCCUUACUUCUACCCUCAAAGCCUGGUGUCCAACCUGGACCCGGGAGCAGCGCUCUACCUGUACAGAGGACCCUCGGCGCCCCCGCCGGCGCUUCAGAGACCCCUGGUCCCCAGGAUCCUCCUGCACGGCCUUCAGGGGGGCAGCGAGCCGCCCCCUCUCCCCCCUCUCUCCGGCGUGCUCUCCCGGCCGGGCCAGCAACGGUGAGCCGGCCAUUACAGAUUUAAUGCCCUCCUUGGAAGCUCGGGACUCCCAGUGUGAGCGAGAGGGAAGAGAGGAAAUCAGUGUCGGCCUAACGGGGAAAUAAAGACCCCGGGCCGAGCCCCGUGAAGAGGAUUGAAUCUGUGGCGCGAAAAACUUCCAGUCAUCUGUCUGGAUAUAUAUUUUAUUUUUUCACAUUAUUAUAAUUUUUUUAUACCAUGAACUUUAUUUAUUAGGUAUUUAUUUUUUCCUAUAAAUCGGAGAUAAUUUAUGUAUUUAUUUUUUAUUGUUUUGUUUUUUUUCAUUCACUGUUCGUAGGCCCUACGGGGGCUGGAUUUACGGAUUACAGGCACUUUCAAACACACUCAUGGAUGCAAAUUCAACCAAUAAUAACAAUAAAACAAUACUAUUUAGUGGCUAAUACCAAUUACUGUUAAUAAAUAAUAUUUUCAAUAUUUUGGGUUAUUAUUUGUCUUAAUUUUUUUUUAAUCAUUUGGUUAUUGUUCUGACAGGUUGUUUUUUUUUUACAUUAUUUUUACUUUACUGUUUACAAGCAGAUAAAGAUCCACUGUUAUCCACAUGUAAAUAAGAAUAUUUUGCAUUUGAUCCAAAAGAGAGUGAUUUUACAGACAUGUCUUGGUGUGUGUGGUCCGUCGCUCUCAGACCCCGGGAGGCAGUCUGAUCCACUCGGCUAGAUUAGCCAUAAUAAACUAUAAGGAGUCCCAACAUAGUUCCGCCAGAACGAAGAAUGGUCUACCGAAAGCGCGAUCUGAGAUCACAUGAGGAUUAUGAAAAUGGAAAAAAUAUUAUAUUUAUACUCUUCAUGUUCUUAGUUUAAGUUUUAGCUAAGUAAAUUGUUAAGUAAUUUAUAUAAUAAAAAAACGAUUUAUCCGAACAGAAGGAAUGGCGACCACCAAAAGAAGGUUUGGUUCUGACCCACAUGAUGCCUGUUGGUUUACUAGAUGUAUUUGAAGAGACGUUGUGCAUUUUGUUAUUUCAUAUGAAUCCGUGAUACCCUUGUUACUAUCUCUUUGGUGAAAAUGUACAUUGCAGCUAUCAACUUGUGGAGUGGUUCUCGUGUUUCUGGAUCGUUUUUUCGUUCCUCCUCAUGGUAAUAUGGUGAAAUUUACUCCCUGAAGUUCACAGCAAAUAUUGAAGAAGGGGGAUUUGAUGUAAAAGAGAAUUAAUUUUAUAAAUGUGAAAAUAAAGGUCUUUCAUUUAAA